AUCCUGGGGGUCAUCCUCUUGCUAAACCCCCAGAAAGGGACUUGCAGCUGUUCUUUGCUCAGCGAGACCCUGAGCAUGUUGCUGGGACCAUCUAAACUCUCACUGAUGCUGGAAAGCUGCUCCCAAGGGAUGCAGGCAGCUCGGCCCAACCCAGCUCCACUUCACCAGCGAAUGGAUGCUGACUCCAUCUCAGUUUACAUCCAAGAUCUUGUAGACGAUUCAACCCCGUCUGGCACCUUGCCUUGAUUCUCCACCCCUGGUCUCAGAGCAGACCUAGUCAGCCUGCAGGGACCGCUGCCCACAGAGCCACCACCAGCCUCCUCCUCUCUCUGAAGGCAGAGCCUGCUCAGCCCAGCAGUAUCCAGUCCGCUUGGGGCUGACACGCAGCGACGGAAAGCUGGCUGCUCUGAGCCAUCCCUCCUGUCCCUGCAGGAGCCGGUGGCUGCGUUCCUCUGUGGCGUGCUCGGAGGAUGUACAGAGCCACCUCACCUUCUGCAGAGAGCCACUACCCACCGGUGACAGCUGGGACGACUGAGACGCGGCAUGGUCUCUUCCUCAGACCCCGUCACCAUGGAAAAUCCCCCCAAGAGCCCUGACGAGAGUGAGAAGUCCCCUCAGUCGAAGGAGCUGCUGACCAGUAACACGGCCAGCACCCUCUGCAUCAGCUCCCGGAGCGAGUCCGUCUGGACCACUACAUCCAGAAGCAAGUGGGACAUAUACCACAAGCCCAUCAUUGUCAUGUCUGUCGGAGCAGCCAUCUUCCUCUUGGGGAUAGUCAUCACGAGCCUGUCUUGCAUCCUCAUCAAGAACAAAAAUGUCUACAAAAUGUGUGGGCCAGCUCUCCUCUCCUUGGGACUGAUGCUCCUCGUUUGUGGCCUUGUCUGGAUCCCCAUCAUCCGGAAGAAGCAGAAGCAGAGACAGAAGCCACAGUUUCUUCAGAGCCUCAAGUCCUUCUUCUUUAAUCGCUGAGGACAGCCCAGGACCUUCCUGGGAAGGUUCCCCUCCCCUCUACCCACCUGCGUUGGUUAGCCAUGAAAAGAAAUACAUUCUUGUACUCUCCUAGAGGAUUUAAUCCUGUUAAGUCUUUUCUCUAGAGGUGAAACACACUGUAGCACUCUCCAGUGUGAAAAUGAACUUUGUAUUUCAUCAAAGUAAUCCCAGAAGAAAAGAGAGCAGGAUUUUGCAGCCGAGCCCAGCAAGGCAGGUCCAAACUCUCCUCAUCACCCCCUGUCCAAUGAGCAAACCAAAGUCACGUAUUGGGAAAUGCAAAGCUUCAAAGUAGCCUGGCUCCACCCAGUAUCUUCGGCAAGAUAUGUCAGCAAAGAGGAGCCAACUGACUGCUGUGUGUGAAUAAAGCCAGGUGUGAUCACUGCUCACUGCAAACUGCAGCUCAGAUGUAGAAACUGGGAGGCCAGAGAUGGUUCAUGCAAAGACAAUGGAGAGGAGAAGCAGGACAAUGUCAUUCCAGACCGCUUUGUAUCAGACAAGGCCAUCAGAAUGGGCAUCACAUAUCACCAAAACUUAAGAGGACCAGACGUGAUACCAUGGUCAGGACUUUCCUGCCACUGGGCUGUUAUAAAGGAUGACUGAGACACGGAUGCAAACUGGAGCUCACUCCUUGCUCAGGGUGGAGCAUUCACAAGCUUUAUUUAUUGCUCAAGGGAAAGGGCAGCAUCACAAGCAGCAUUUUUUUGCUCCCUUAGCAGAGGAUGCUUAAGAAAAGUUGUUCUGCAGCAUUUUGGUGUUUGCACUGGUGUUUGCUAGAGACCUCCAUAAACUCGAACCAUCAGCUCGUUUGGGUGAUCAGAACUGGAACAAAGGCAAGCGAGACAGGUUUGUUGUCCCCACACCUCUUUAUUCCUGCCUGUAAUGAAUGUGUUCCCUGAGGCAAUUCACCAAGGAAAGCACAGAUCCUUUCUGCAUGAGUUUUGCUUUAGUUUUAUCUUCUUGGCAGGCGUGAUUUACUCAUUUACUUCUCAAUCAAAACAACUGCUAUCAGUCUGGACAACGAGACCUGGGUUGGUAUAAACAGGCCCAUAGUGUCCUGCUCCUAAUUUGGGCUUCAAGCACUGAUGAGAGUCUGAUUUAUCAGAAGUGCUGAGCCAGGAUAGAUCCAUGACAGCUCUUCAUCAGCCCCAUGAGUCUCCUCAGCAGGACAAAGACUAAAGAAAUGCCCUGACACCCGCUGUGGACUGAGGAUGUGGUCGGUGCUGAUGGGAAGCAGAAGAGCAUAGAAGAGGCAACCCCACCAAGCUCCUCUUUACAGCCUGCCCUGCUGCUCUUCCAAACGGGAGGCAGAGAGGCUGGCAGGGUGUUCACUGAAAGGAUUUGCAAUGUAUUUGCUCUUUGGGUUCAAACAGACAGGUUGGGCUAACCUCCAUCAGCUGCUGGUGAGGGGGAGCUCAUGUAAGCCCUCAGGCUUCUUUAAGCCACCUCUGCCAACGGCUCUCAAGGAAAGCUGGAGAAAAGCACAAGGAAUGAGGCAUGCAGGAAUAGUCCUUCUGUUUAUGUCUGCCUCCCGGCUCCCAGCAGCUCAGAGCCAAGGCAGAGGUUUCUCCAGGCCCCUGUUUAGCAGUCAUUCAUAUGGCAAAUAUGCCCAAAUCCUUCUGUUUUGCACAUUUUUUCAAAUCAGUUUGUACUUUCAGGCUCUGAAAAUGCUGGAGCCUCAAUCCCUUACAGCCAGACAUGCUGGAAGCUCUGCAAAACAUCAGGAGACAUGACAAAACCAGAAGGUAACAGAUCCUGCUGCAGGCGCCCAGCAGGUCAGUUAAAAGUGAGUGUUCUCUGUAGUCAAGGAUCAUGAAGCUGUAGCUGUGGAAACUGUGCUGGGGGCCAAGAGUUGAUUCCCUGUGGGGAAUACUUAACCUCCUCCUGGUCAUGGAAUUAUAGAAUCAUGGAAUGGUUUGGGUUAGAAGGGACAUUAAGGCCCAUCCAGCUCCAAACCCCUGCCAUGGGCAGGGACAUCUCCCACUGGAUCAGGGGCUCCAACCCCCAUCCACCCUGGCCUUGAACACCUCCAGGGAUGGGGCAGACAGCACUGCUCUGGGCAACCUGGGCCAGGGCCUCCCCACCCUCACAGGAAAAUGUUUCUUCCUAAGAUCUCAUCUCAGCCUCCCCUCUUUCAGCUGAAAACCAUUCCACCUUGUCCUCUUCCUGCACUGCCUGAUCAAGCGCCCCUCCCCAGCUUUCUUGGAACCCUUUUCAGUACCGGGAGGCUGCUCUAAGGUCUCCCUGGAGCCUUCUCUUCUCCACACUGAUAAUCUCCAUGGCCUCCUCUGGACUCACUGCAGCAGAUCCUGUGCUGAGGACUCCAGAAUGGAACAUAGGGCUCCAGGUAAGGUCUCUUGAGAGUGGACUAGAGGGGCAGAAUCCCCUCCUUUGACCUGCUGCUCACACUUCACUGAAUUCUCUUGUACCUAAAAUUGAUGUCACAUCAGAAUUUUUGCUUGCAAGUAUGGUCCAAGGUGUCCAUGGCUCAAAGACUUUAAAUGGAACCAUUUGUGCUACCACAAUUUGGCUAACAGGAUUAACCGAGUGGCUCAGGUUCACCUUCACACUGCUGCUGGACUCCUCCCAGUAUGUGACCAGUCUCAUGCCCCUGCCAAUCCCCUCCAUCGGCUCUGGGAGAGCUUGAGGAGGCUGACACAUCUGAACUAUGAAUAUUCAAGCAACACACAUCCCUUUACCCCAGGCUCAACGUGGUCCUGAGUUUUGUUUCCUGGAUGAUGAAGACAACUCUGUCUCUGGCCAACCAGUGCUGGGUUCAUGAAUGGGUGUGCAAGGUCUGGCACUGGACCCAGCAAACCUCCACUUGUUCCUCAGCCAUUCAUCAUGCUGUGCAAGGAUUUGCUUGGUUUUGCAGUCCUGGCUUGGCUCCAGGCAGCAGUCUCUAUUGAUUUAGCUGCAACGGGCAGAGGAUACUCACCUAGAACUACUGCUUGAGGGGUAGCUGCAGGCAGAAGAGCAUGACCCAUGAGGGUGACAUCACGAACAUCACGACAUCAAUCGUGAAGAGCAUUGCCAGGUCCUGGCUUGUUCCAGCAUAGAGAUCUGAUCACAGACAGAUGUCCUAAACCUGCACAAUUGGGAGAAGGAGCCUGAAAAUGGUCCCUGCUGCAAAGAGCUCUAUUGUGGCAAGGGGCUGCUCAUCCCAGGCUCACUGUCCAAGGGAAUGUGACAGGAGGACCAGAAGUACCAAAUGGCCUGAAGAGACAGAGCAAGGGUCCUGCUCUUCAUGUAUCGCAGCCAAGAAUAAUGCCAAUGAGAUGCUAACAUGCUAAGAAGUCACUUGAGACCAAGAACAUAAUGGGAUUCCAGACUGGUCAUUUAUAACAAGAAUAUUAGGCAUAAUUAAAGCAAAAAUUUCCCAAGGGACUUUCACAUUCCUGCUUUGGUCUCAUGUCUGUUCUUUUGUGCCUGCUGGUAGGAGGGGAGGCUGUGUGAUCAGGUGUUUGGAAGGGAUGAUGGUGUGGCAUCCAGGGGAACCACGCAGGGGGGCUCUCUCAGGACAUCAGGAGGAGGAAGACUAGUGCUGGUGCUGCAGGUUUGUUCGGGUGGUGGCCAUGUGCCCUGAGUGAAAGUCUCCGAUCUGCAGGUGUGCUCAGUGGAGAACACUGUUGAGGUCUAAAGGAGCACAUGUGUGGCAUGGCAAAGCACCUUCUAAGAGCCAGGAUCCUGCCUAGGUGAGGGCAAAGGCAAUAGCCCAGGGAUCAAUAAAGCCUGCUGAGGAAAGGAGAAGGGAUUUAUCAGGCAGAUCUGACCAUUUGCUGCUCAGAGCUGUAGGGAGUAAUGGGAGAGAAAUUUUACCUGAGGGGAAAACUGGAUUAACAGCUUCAAGAUCAACAUGCAGGAGGAAUUCUGGCAGCAGAGUGGGAAUUCUCCACUUUGUUGCAUGGGAUCACAGAAUCAUGGAAUGGUUUGGCUUGGAAGGGACCCUAAAGAACACCCAGUUCAAAUCCUCUGCUAUGGGCAAGGACACUGUGGGCAGGGAUAUAAAUUCUUGAUUUCCUCUGGUAGUUGGGUUGACUUUGCAUUUCUGCACACAAUGCUAACACAAUGCUAACUUGAGAGCCUAUAACACUGGGAAAUGCAUCGUUAUCCUGAACUGAGAGAGGCUGAGCUGGAGCAGCUCUGGGAAACAGAAGUGCAGGGUGUCCUGGAGCCUGGAGUUCACAAGGGUUUCAUUAGGAGCUGGCAUAUAAUGCACGUCCUACUGUGGCCCUCAGGGGCACUGAAAAGUGGAAUCUGCCUCUGUGCUGUGCGACCAGUGGACUUGUACAUCCCACCGACACGGCUGCAGAGGCAGGGAGUAUCUUGGCAUUCAAAACGGGCUGAUGGACAAGAGAUCAAAAAAGAGACAGUGGAAGCAACAGAGAAGACCAAAAGGAGCAGAGAGCAGCAAGGGCUGGGCUCACGUGCUAUCUCCUCCCCCCAAUGCUGGAGACAGUUCUGCGCUAGAGGGACCU
Molecule: messenger RNA, 5465 nt
Organism: Cuculus canorus (common cuckoo)
Lineage: Eukaryota; Metazoa; Chordata; Aves; Cuculiformes; Cuculidae
Gene: PIRT
Product: phosphoinositide interacting regulator of transient receptor potential channels
Exons: 3
Coding region: 544-969 (141 amino acids)
Biological process (GO): positive regulation of cation channel activity; phosphatidylinositol-mediated signaling
Molecular function (GO): transmembrane transporter binding; phosphatidylinositol bisphosphate binding
Source: RefSeq, a predicted model, not a curated record